This is a messenger RNA of Calidris pugnax (ruff), 1396 nucleotides long. It is a transcript of the gene PTF1A, whose product is annotated as pancreas specific transcription factor, 1a. The transcript has 4 exons. NCBI's taxonomy places the organism in Eukaryota, Metazoa, Chordata, Aves, Charadriiformes, Scolopacidae. Gene Ontology annotation, molecular function: RNA polymerase II transcription regulatory region sequence-specific DNA binding; DNA-binding transcription factor activity, RNA polymerase II-specific; protein dimerization activity. The record is from RefSeq and is a predicted model, not a curated record. Gene Ontology annotation, biological process: regulation of transcription by RNA polymerase II; developmental process. The coding region runs from base 1 to 1143 and encodes 380 amino acids.
AUGCCCUCAGACGCAGCGUUCGUUCCCCGGCCCCGUUCAUCCCGGAUAAAGCCACGGGAGGGAGGGAAGCGGGUUCGCUGCCUGGUUUGCUUUCGGAAAAGGAGAUUCUUCAAGCGCAGGCGUGGCUCGGUCCCGGUGGGUGAGGGCUGGGCACACGUCCAGGUGUCCCCUAGCCCAGCCAGUGGCACCGGGGACGAGGGGGACCUCUGCCCGACGGUCUGCACAGGAGCGGGGGCCGAGCUGCUGGUUCCUGGGCUCCGCGGGGAUGCGGGGCGGAUCCCUCGGCUCGACGGGACGGGGAUGCCCGGGAGGAGCGGGCCGGGGGCGAGCGGUGGGGGGACCGAGGGGCCUCCUGCCCGCCAUGCUCCGUGCGGCUCGGAGCGGUCCCCGCCGGCAGGGCUGGGGCCGCCCCCGCGGGACGCGCUGGCCGCCGACGUGCUGCUGGAACCGGAGGUGGACUUCCUCAGCCGGCAGCUGCAGGAGUACUACCGCGACGGCGGCGACCCCGAGGGCGGCUACCGCUGCCCGGCGCCGGCCGCCACCUUCCCGCCCUCCCCCGCCUCUCCCGGCUUCGCCUACGAGUGCUGCGGGGCGGCGGGCGCGGCGCUGCUCUCCCCCGGGGACCGGCUGCAGGCCCUGGGCUCGGCCAAGCGGCGGCGGCGGGUGCGCUCCGAGGCGGAGCUGCAGCAGCUCCGGCAGGCCGCCAACGUGCGGGAGCGGCGGCGGAUGCAGUCCAUCAACGACGCCUUCGAGGGGCUGCGCUCCCACAUCCCCACCCUGCCCUACGAGAAGCGCCUCUCCAAGGUGGACACGCUGCGCCUGGCCAUCGGCUACAUCAACUUCCUCAGCGAGCUGGUGCAGUCCGACCUGCCGCUGCGCAGCGCCAGCAGCGAGAGCCCCAGCCAGCCCAAGAAAAUCAUCAUCUGCCACCGCGGCACAAGAUCUCCCUCCCCGAGCGACCCCGACUACGGACUCCCCCCUCUGGCCGGUCACUCGCUGUCGUGGACUGAUGAAAAGCAACUCAAGGAACAAAACAUCAUCCGGACAGCCAAAGUGUGGACCCCCGAGGACCCGCGGAAGGUGAACAACAAACCCUCCCUCAACGACAUCGAGAACGAGCCCCCCUUCGACUUCGUGGCGUGAGGCGCCGCGCAGGUGGCCCCCGCUCUGUACAUGCUGUAUGUAGAGACCUAUAUUGUAAAUGUAAUUUAAGAUUCAGACUCUAAGGGCAAUCAACUUUAUUUAUCUAUUUAUUAUGGAGUAGUGAUAAUGAGGUAGAAUCGUCUGUUUUGAAUGUAUAAUUUAUAUAAUUUAUCCUGAUUUUUUUAAGAUAUGCAAUAAGUUUAUUCCACCAGCACCUUUUUUUUUCGGGGGAAAAAAAAAAAUAUUAAAUAAC